AUGUGUCUGAGCAAGUUGGGACAAGUUGAAAUAACGCCAGGAAACAUGUUAUACGACGGGUUAAAACAAGAAUUGCGUUUAAAAUUAAAACAUGUCUUCUCUGGCGUCAUCCCUACCAAUAUCUUUUUUAAUGUGCUAAAACAACAACGUGAGGAAUUGGAUAAAUUAAGAAAGACGUUCUUAUUUGUGUGUCAGCAGAUCGGGAUAAAUGGAGUUCAAGUAUGGCAGACCGAACUCUCCACAAUUACCAUAGACGCCCUUAAUUCAUGCUUUUCAGUGGGUCAUCAUAAUCGUGUAUCAUAAUAUUAUUUUUAAGAGAUUCACGUCCGAAAAACAGAGUGUCCCACUGAAGUCCACUGCAUUUAACGCCUUUAUAUUAAAGAUGCUCCAAUUCACGGACCCGACGUAAGCAAACCUAUGAUUUUAUUCACACUUGUUUUACAAGGAAAGUACUUUUAUGGGGGCUCCUACUUUUUGACGGGACAUACCUCAAAAAAUCAGAAAAAAUGUGCUGAUCAUGAAUAUAUAAAUCUUAGCUGCCCAUUUUAGGUUUUUAGGGGUGAAAAUGCCCAAAAACUGGCUCAAUUUCCCUACAAAAGGCGCAUGCAUUCGAAACGAUAAAAAGCGCAGUCGGUCUCUUCCUUCGUAAGAGGGCGGUGUGGCCGAGUGGUUAGUGCCGUAGUCUGGGAAUCAAGAGGGGGGAUGCCGCACGGGUUCGAUUUCCCUUUUGGGCUGAAUCAACUUUUUUUGAAGUUGAAGGUCGGAAAAAUAAAUUUUUGGGCCAAGACUGAUUUAUUACGUCUUAGAAACUCAAUAAACAUCAUUUUAAGCCAAAAUAAAAAUUGUAAACCCGUGAAAAAUUAGGCGAAAAGGGGUUCAUAUAGGACUUUAAGUCAACUUCCGAUUGAGUUUUCACCCCUAAAAACCCAAAAUGGGCAGCUAAGAUUUAUGUAUCCUUGAUCAGCACAUUUUUUCUGAUUUUUUGAGAUAUGUCCCGUCAAAAAGUAGGAGCCCCCAUAAAAGUACUUUCCUUGUUAGAAGUACCGUAUUCUCUUUGAAAUCUCUGGAAUGGUGGAAUCAAACAAAGAGCAAGUUGGAAUACUCAACUACCAUACUGCUAAUUUCUCACCAAUGGAUUCCGAGUUUCUUUUUAAUCGGAAUUCGACGAAUUAUUCAAAAAAUGUUGGUUAAUGAGAUUAAUAACUUCGGGGUUCUGCUAAUGAGGCAUCAAAACAUUGGAUCUGUUGAUCAGAUUGGCUCUAUUGAUCAGCUCACAAAAACUCCGGAGUUUUCAAAGUUUUACAGCGCUUGUUUGCCACUGAUAAGUAAAGUAAGCAUCACCCUAAGUCAUUGCAUCUUCGUUAAGAUUGGACAAUAUGCAGUCCUCGACGACGCUUUGAGUAUUUCCAUUGCCGAAAGCUCAAUUUCUGAGGUCAGUUUGUUAAGAAAAGCUGCAAAGACAGCAUUGGAGUAAGUUGACACGAUUCAGUUAACAUUAUCCUCAGUUAUUCUCAAUUACAAGAGACUAAAAGUGGAGUUGAAUCUAUGGAAAUCCCGAGGCAGCUAGAGGCUAUUCUCGAAAAAACUGGUUUGGUGGAUUAUAGCCAUCUGGUGGUCCCUCUUCCACCUUUCAGUAAAUCCCGGAACUCUCUAAUCAUUUUCUCCAUCCUCUCACAAUGUCUCUCUACUAACGGUAAGUUCAUGUAAAACAUAUUACUUCUCCUUUCAGCCAUUACAACUAAAAAGAGUGAAUUCAUGGACCCUUUUUCCAUUGUCAAGGGUAUUGAAAAGAUAAAAACUUGUUUUGAACUCGACUACCAAUUCGAGUAUCCAUUGUCGAUUAUAAGCGGAGACUCAGCUGGCUAUCUAGUAGCCAGAAGACUCAAGAUUGAUAACAUUAACCAUCCUUUCAAGAAUGUAAGGUUAAGGUAACAAUUAUAAUCAAAAAAUACUAUUUCAGGUCCCAGAGCCCUUCAAGAAAUAA
Bursaphelenchus xylophilus (pine wood nematode) is the source of this 1984-nucleotide messenger RNA. The record is from the annotation of a GenBank genome assembly. NCBI's taxonomy places the organism in Eukaryota, Metazoa, Nematoda, Chromadorea, Rhabditida, Aphelenchoididae.